Molecule: messenger RNA, 1239 nt
Organism: Macrosiphum euphorbiae (potato aphid)
Lineage: Eukaryota; Metazoa; Arthropoda; Insecta; Hemiptera; Aphididae
Source: the annotation of a GenBank genome assembly
AUGACAACGGCUCACAAACGUGCUGGUACGCGUGCAGCAGUGCAACCGUCGUCGUCGGACGUCGGCUGCAGCGAACCUGCGGCGGCUGAAAUGAGCCGCAAGUACCAAACAGCUUUCCAGUCGUUCUCCAUCGAAUCUUUGAUCGGCGGCGGCAGCGAGACACCUCCGCCACCGGCCGACGCAACCAUAUCGCCGCCACCGUAUUAUUUGGACUCGGCCGCGAUGCAACUGCAGCAACGGUCGACGUUGGAACCGUCGGCGAUGUUGAACUUUGAUUAUUUGAGCGUGUUGCGAUUGCAGUCGGCCGCAGCAGCCGCCGCGGCCGCCGUCGGUAAAUCGUUCGCGCCGCGGUCGCUGUGGCCGUACUUGAGCGACGCGGUCGCAUUUCCCGGAACGCCGCCGCCACCGCCCCUGUGUUAUCACGAUUACCGACGGUCAUUACUGCGUGACGUCGGCAACCGGCCGUCCCCGCCACCGGUUUUCGGUUGCGACGCCGCCACUGACGACGACGCGGAUUCGGGUGACCCCGAAAAUCGCGACUUGCCGAACGCAUGCACGACGGUCGUCGCCGAUGGAGGCCAGGGUGGCGGUGGCGGCUACGACGACGAUGACGACGGCGGAGGUGGUGGAAGAGACAACGGAGAUGACAUCGACGACGACGAGGACGACGAAGACGAUGUCGACGACGACCCGCGGUUCGGAAAAUGCCUAAAUGAUAUAGAUAUUCUGCAAACAAGACAAAAUACAAAUGCGCAGUCAUCAAAUGAAAACAAAUCUCGCCGAAGAAGAACAGCAUUCACAAGUGGUCAGCUUUUAGAAUUGGAGCGGGAAUUCCAGGCUAAAAAAUAUCUAAGUCUAACCGAAAGAUCCGAAAUAGCAAACUCAUUAAAACUUAGCGAAGUUCAGGUGAAGAUUUGGUUUCAAAACAGGCGAGCGAAAUGGAAACGGGUCAAGGCCAGCUUGUUGUCCGGAAACGCGUGCGGCAACGAUGGCCAAAAGAGCAACUCCGGUGGGAACACGAUGAGGGGCCGAUCGAAAUGUCCAAAUGGCGUCGGCGGCGGCGGCGGGGCGGGAAAAAUCGUAGUGCCCAUACCGGUACACGUCAACCGGUUCGUGGUGAGGAGCCGACACCAACAGUUGGAAAAAUGCGCUUCCGGUUUUGCUCAUCUCCGACGAGGUAGCGAUGCGGACUUCAAAAUCAAAAGUCGGCUGCAGUUGUACACGUCUGCCAUUCUGUAG